AUCACCACCGGCGCGAGUGUGUCGAUCUCACAGUGUGUGCCGGAGUAUGGCUUCCUCGUGGGUGCUUCUGUUCCUGGUGGGGCUUGCGCUACUCGCGGAAAAGCUGCAGGACGAUCAAGCGAGUGCCACCGCCAACAUCAUCUACAGCGGAUUUAAGCUGCCAUUGCCACGCCACCGGUUGUUCUAUAAGUCGGUCGGUGAGCGCAAGAUCGGCCCCAACCUGUACGAGGUGUCCACCAUCAUCCAGGAGGACAUUCUGCUGCGGAAGCGAUGCGAGUGCAUGAUGCGCCAUCGGUGCCGUGUCCCACGCAACAUCUUCUACCUUUCGAACCGAGAUUGCCAUCACCGCGAGAAGGUGUGCUGCGAGCUGCUGGAGAACAUGUAUGACCCGGCCAACAACGGCACGGCCACCGAGCGAAGUUUCGUGAACGACAACGAGAUCUAGGCUCGAUCUACGACACAUGAUCCUACACCCCCACGAGUGCGCUACCGCCUGCAACUAACCCGAAUUCUUCUCCUUGUCCACGUCGCCAAAGUCGAGCGACGAGUUUUUGCUGAGAUGCCGCGUCAUCCCGAGGCAGUCCUUGGCGCUGUGGUCGUCGAACAGAGUCAGCAGGCCCCAGGUCCACUCCUGUUCGGUGUCGAUCCAGUUUAGGAGGUCUUCCGCGCGGAGUAUCACCUUGUCCGAGAUCGCCAGCACCUCGUCCUGGGUGGGUGAGAAAGAGAGAAACAAACAAACCUUUUAUAACAAUCUUGAAACUCGCGAAAGGAUACAUUUGCAUUUAUUACACCUGACUAACAUCUCUUUUUACAUGUAUUUCGAACGGUCUUUGAAGGCCGAAGAUUUGUAGUUAGUGCUUAAAAAUUCUCACUUAAAACCUAAUAAAGU
This is a messenger RNA of Anopheles nili, 889 nucleotides long. RefSeq lists its product as uncharacterized. The coding region runs from base 47 to 445 and encodes 132 amino acids. NCBI's taxonomy places the organism in Eukaryota, Metazoa, Arthropoda, Insecta, Diptera, Culicidae. The transcript is spliced from 2 exons. The record is from RefSeq and is a predicted model, not a curated record.